Molecule: messenger RNA, 497 nt
Organism: Dissoconium aciculare CBS 342.82
Lineage: Eukaryota; Fungi; Ascomycota; Dothideomycetes; Mycosphaerellales; Dissoconiaceae
Exons: 1
Coding region: 133-387 (84 amino acids)
Source: RefSeq, a predicted model, not a curated record
UCAACGAGAAUCCGAUACCUGUAGAUCCCAGACUCGAUAGUCCGGUUUUACAAUUAUACAGCAUGCCGCAGAUCUUCUUCGCGCGCGCGGGGCUCCCGACAGAUAUAUUCGAGGAGGCUCGCGGGAGAAACAAUGUUUCGCGGUUUGAUAGACCCACUAGUCUGCGAUUCACCUCUUCCUGCUUGCGCCGAGUGUGAUCUGAUGCGGCAAUGUGUCAUCGUCAUUCUCGUCAUGGUGUUGAUCGCAUCGCGCUUCACCCACUACGAGCAAUCGAAUCGUGUGGAGGCAGUGAUGUCCAACGAAAGUUCACCCGCGAGCGGUCGGGUGCGUGUAAUAAGUGAGUGGGUGGAAAAUCAAUCUCGUCACUUUUGUCUCGCGAAUUCCUAGCCCCGCGCACCCAACAUCAUCCUCAUCCUCAUAAUCAUCGUCAUACGUCAAUCGUCACCGAUGGUAUCACAGUAUCCACCUCACGCCCUUCGUUGGAACAAGACAACUCA